This is a messenger RNA of Strigops habroptila (Kakapo), 2388 nucleotides long. RefSeq names its product mucin-1-like. The transcript is spliced from 5 exons. The record is from RefSeq and is a predicted model, not a curated record. Lineage: Eukaryota; Metazoa; Chordata; Aves; Psittaciformes; Psittacidae. The coding region runs from base 1 to 2388 and encodes 795 amino acids.
AUGCCCGGGCCCCCACCGCACCGGGACUGUCUCGGUUACGUCAAUGCCUGCGGCUGGGCCCAUCUCGGCUGCGGCAGCCACAUGGGGCUGGGGAAAGGGGGGGUCGCUCCCCACACGGAGCCGGUUCUCGCGCUGAGUGACCUGGACCUCGCCAUCCAUCCCGUCCCAUCCCAUCCCACCGGCAGCGAGGGCGGUGCAGGGCGCAGGCGACGCCAGCAUCCCGGCAGCCUCCCGCCGGUGCCAGGGCAGCUCUGCCCGGCCCUCCCCACUCCCGGUGGUAUCACGCCAUAUCCCCACCGCCCCGGCACCUUUGUGGCCGUGCUGGCCAGUGGUGCCGGCCACGCCACCGGCCCCAGGGGUGCCGGGGCCCCGCGGGCGGCGAGCACCCGAACUGCCCAUCCAUCCCCGGGCACGGGGCACGGCCACCCACCGGCGGCGCUGAAGGUCACCGGCACCGGCUGCCUCCCCCGCUGCCUGCGCGGCCACCCGAGCGUCAUCUCCCUGGCACGAAGCGAGUUUGACGGGUCUCAGCCCAGCCCCUCGCCGGGUCCUCCGCCUGCCCCGGGGCUCGCUGGGCUCCCGCGGUGGGGUUACCAUGGGAAGGCGGCGGCGGCGGCGCAGGGGGAGCGCGGGCUCCCGGGGGCUCCCGCCAGCGGCCGCGCUGCCAGGAGAGAUUUCUCCGUGGUUUCAUCAUCCGCCGCCCGCCCCGAAGGAGAAGUUCCUGCUCCGCGCACAGGGCAGCGGCCGCCCCUCGAGAGCCGGGGCGCGGGGGCCCUGCUGGCCCCGCACCCCUCGCUGCGCCCGCGGGGCCCCCCCCGCCAUGCUCAGGCCCGUCGCGCUCGUGCCACGUGUGCACCGAGGGUGCACAGCACCAGCUGGCAGAGCCGCGCUGCCACGGCCUCGGGCUCAGCACCGCGACGCUGCCACCCUGGGCCUGGGCCGGUGGUCUCAGAGGGUCCCCAGAACCCACCAUUGACGUCCCCCCACCCGCACUGUCACCUCCCUGUGCCCAUUCACUCGCUCUGUACCCCCGUCCUUAGCGAGGGCACCCCAGCCCCGACGCCCCACACCCUCCCCUGCCCCACAGCUUCCCCUUCUCCACGCGCCCGCUUCAAGUUCCUGAGCCAAACCCCUCCCUUGGCGCCCAGCACCGGCAUCACCACCGCGGCCUCGAGUUGCCAGCAGCUGCCGUGUGCUAGUGCCAAGGGACCCGAGCCUGGUCCCCACGUCCCAGCCUGGCUAUGGUGGGGGAAACUGAGGCACAUCGAGACUCACCCCACGCCAAACCUCGCACCGAGUUCUCCCAACUGGCAAAAGCCACCCUGGGUCAAGGGCGGCCAUGGCCCAAGACGGCGGCUCUGCACUGGCGUGGGCCGCGGCAGGAGGGUAAAUACCGCACCCCGCCUCGGGCAAACAGCCGGCUGGGGGGGACAGGCACAGCAGUGCUGUGUGCGCGGGGCAGAGUCCACCAGUGCUUGGCGGGUGCCACUGAGGCACCGGGCCCGGUGGGUACCCCUGUGGUGGUCCCUCACCAAUGGCCAGCAGCCAGGCACCCAGCACCGCUGCCAGCGUGCCAGGCCCAGCAGGUCACUGGCACGGCGCAGGGUGCCAGGACAUGGAGACACCCACCCUCCGCUCCCGCCUCUACCGGCACUGGCGCAGUGGGGGGGGUUCCUGAGCUGCCUCCCCAGUGCACCGGUGCUGUCGCUGCCCGGUGCACACGGGGAUGAAGCCAAGCUGUUCGCCGCGCCAGGAAGGGCGGUGGGAUGGCGGCAGCACCGGGUGAGCACACGGGGGACCGCGGCUGGAGGGCAGCACCGGAGCCGGCGGAGAUCAGCCGGUGUCACCGGUUUCCCGCAGCCCCGUCCGGAGGGACCGGGAAGACCCCACGCGUGGCCGCCCUCCACCCCACGGGCGACGUGUCCACCGGCUCCAGCGCGGAGCAGCGGCGGGGAGCGGGCGGUGCUCCGCACUCCGCCGGCAGCAUCCCGGCCCCACGCGACUCACCGCAACCGGGCUGCGAUCAAGCGGUCGCCGCACCGGCAGCGGUACCGGUCGGUCGUUGUCCGCGCAGCCCCCGCCGCUCCGCCCCGCCACACCCCCCCCGGGAGGGCGGGGGCCACGCGGGGCCCCCCCCGGGACCGGGGAGCGCUGAGGGGGGGAGUAUGGGAAGAGCUGAGUCAGAGCCGCGGGACGGCGGCGAUUACCGGGCCCGACCCCGGGGCUGGGGGGGGGGCAGCACCGGCCCCGCCGGCGCCUCGCCCGGUGCCAGGCGCCGAGCCCCGCGGCCGGCCCGCCCCGCUCCGCUCCGCCCCGCGGGCACGGGAGGCGGGGAACCGGGCACGGGAAAGCCGGGCACCGGGCACCGGGCAGGGUGUGUGUGUGUAG